Anneissia japonica is the source of this 680-nucleotide messenger RNA. Its product is annotated as late histone H2A.3, gonadal. The record is from RefSeq and is a predicted model, not a curated record. Lineage: Eukaryota; Metazoa; Echinodermata; Crinoidea; Comatulida; Comatulidae. The transcript has a single exon. Bases 98 to 472 code for a protein of 124 amino acids. Gene Ontology annotation, cellular component: nucleosome. Gene Ontology annotation, molecular function: structural constituent of chromatin; DNA binding; protein heterodimerization activity.
GCUGGCGUUGUCCGCUGUGUUGUUCAGAUCUACUUUAUACGUUCAAACGGUCACAGCUGACUUAUAUAUUUCCAAACUUGAGCAGUUAACGUGCAAUAUGUCUGGACGUGGUAAAGGAGCUAAAGUUAAAGGCAAAGCAAAAAGCCGUUCAACCAGAGCUGGGCUGCAAUUUCCCGUAGGUAGAGUACAUCGCUUUCUAAGGAAAGGAAACUACGCACAACGUGUCGGAGCAGGAGCUCCAGUUUAUUUAGCUGCCGUACUAGAAUACCUGGCGGCGGAGAUUCUCGAAUUGGCUGGCAACGCUGCCCGUGACAACAAGAAGACUAGGAUUAUACCACGUCAUCUUCAGCUUGCUAUACGUAAUGACGAAGAAUUGAACCGUCUGCUAGGAUCGGUGACGAUCGCACAAGGAGGUGUGUUGCCGAACAUUCAAGCCGUGCUUUUGCCGAAAAAGACCCACUCAAAGGCCUAACAAAAGUCUUAAAUAUAUAUUCGAAGAGGAAGAUGUCCAGUUACCAAGUGAAUGGAAGAUUUUGCCGAAUGUCCAGUGGAUAUAAUGACUUAAACAAAUAGGAAUAAUACUCCUUCGAGACUGUUAUGACGUGAUAUUUUAUGCAAAUUUAUGUAGUUUCGUAUAUCAAAUUUAAUUUUGAGUUUAAUAAAUAGUAUUGUGUACCGUA